AUGAGCGAGCCGGCGUGGCUAGCAGCCGACCUGCGAGCCGUUUCGGACCUGAGUCCUCCCAACCGCGGAGAGAGGAUGCGCCACAGUCCCCAGAACACGCACAGCAAGGAGGACGAUGGUAAGAAUGCCAACGCAGGCCUCAUCGGGCCCCAAAGCAGCAUUUCAGCUGCAAGCGGUCAAGGCAUUUAG
Messenger RNA from Menidia menidia (Atlantic silverside), 189 nucleotides. NCBI's taxonomy places the organism in Eukaryota, Metazoa, Chordata, Actinopteri, Atheriniformes, Atherinopsidae. The record is from the annotation of a GenBank genome assembly.